Chaetomium globosum CBS 148.51 is the source of this 819-nucleotide messenger RNA. RefSeq lists its product as uncharacterized. Bases 1 to 819 code for a protein of 272 amino acids. The transcript has a single exon. The record is from RefSeq and is a predicted model, not a curated record. Lineage: Eukaryota; Fungi; Ascomycota; Sordariomycetes; Sordariales; Chaetomiaceae.
AUGCUGUCCUCCGCCUCAUCCACCCUCUGGACCUCCCUUGUCCUCCUCCUAUCCCACGCCACCCCAUCCCAGGCAGCCUGCAACCGCGCCGACCUCCUCGCAGCAGCCGCCGAGUUCGUCACGGCCGUCUCCACGGGCAACCUCGCCUCGCUCCCCCUCUCCACCAACGCGACCUACCAAGAAAACAACAAACCGGCCAAGCUCGCCACCGCCGCGGCCUUCUCCCAGCCCCUCAAGAUCGACCUCUCACGCUCCACAGCCGACACGGUCGCCUGCGCCAGCUACACGCUGAUCAUCGCGGCGUCGGCAUCCACACCCUACGUGCUGGCGACCCAGCUCCGGCACGCGGGCGCUGACGACACGGGCACGGGCACGGGCACGCCGGGGGCAAUCACGCUGGUGGACACGAUCGCGGCGACCAAGGGGUCGCUCUUCUUCGACGCGGCCAAGACGCUGGGCUACGUGCACAACCAGAGCUGGGCCGAAAUCCCCGAGGCGGAGCGACCCGCCCGCGACCUGCUGAAGCACGUCGGCGACGCCUACCUGGACAUGUGGACGGAUGCCAAAGCGGCCGACUCGAUCCCCUGGGGCACCGACUGCGAGCGCGUCGAGGGCAGCCAGUACACGCGCCCGUGCGGGGCGCAGCUGCCCAGGGGGGGGAGCCAGAGGAAUAAUGGGAAUCGGAGGUAUGUGAUUGAUGAGGUGGUGGGGAGCGUGGAUGUGCUGUGUAGCUUUGAUGCUUUGGGGAGCUUGCCGGACAGUCACGAGAUUCGGGUCGAGGACGGCAAGGUCAAAUACGUCCAUACGGUGACCGUUUGA